AUCGCAAUCCCGGUAUCACCACAUCAGCGAUCGUCAUAAUGAGGUCCCCGAUUCCCGACUAUUUGAAGCGAGUGCUGGAGCAUGCACGUUCCGAUGAUUCUGGAGCUCCCGCAGGCUACAUCGAUGUACUCGCCAAAGCUGACACCUCUCGAUUGGCCGUGGCCAUUGCCAUGGUAGAUGGCAACGUCUACUCGGCCGGCGAUGAUGAAGUCGAAUUUUCCAUCCAGUCCAUUUCCAAAGCUUUUGUUUAUGCCCUGGCCAUCGAGGAUGCCGGACUGGAGCAAGUCCUGAAGAAGAUCGGCGUCGAGCCUUCAGGAGACGCCUUCAACGAGCUUUCUCUCCAUGAAGGCUCCAAUCGACCCAUGAAUCCCAUGAUCAAUGCCGGUGCCAUCACCGCGCACUCGCUGGUAGUCGCGCCCAAUGCAACUGCCGAGCAGCGUACAGACAGGAUCUUGAAGGUGAUGUCCAAGCUGGCCGGGAGAGAGCUGAGCGUUUGCGAGGAAGUAUACGAAGCUGAGCUCAAAGACUGGGAUCGUAACAUGGGACUUGCUCAUAUGCUCAAGGCCGCAGGAAUCAUUCAGUGUGAUCCUCGGGAAGCAGUCAAAGGCUACAUCCGACAAUGCUCGAUCAACGUUACAGUCCGAGAUCUGGCACUUAUGGCUGCAACGCUGAGCAAUGCAGGCUACCAUCCCAUCACAGGAGAACGCAUCUUCCCGCAUGCAAGCGUACGACAGGUACUAUCAGUCAUGACGACCUGUGGCAUGUACGAUGCUGCCGGCGACUGGGUGUCGAAUGUUGGCAUCCCAGCCAAGAGCGGUGUUGCUGGAGGUAUCCUCGGAGCACUUCCAGGACAAGUCGGUCUGGCUGCCUUUUCUCCUAAACUCGAUAGCAAGGGCAACAGUGUGCGUGGAGUGUCCAUCUGUGAACAAUUAUCACGAGACAUGGGCUUCCACAUGAUGGACGUCAGCCAGAUUGCUCGCUCCACCGUUGCCACCAGUAUCGCUACGCUCAAGACAGCAGAUGCCCACGACGAAGACUGCCCCCGGCGGAUCGCCAUCUUCCACAUGCGUGGAGCAGUUCGCUUUGCGGGAGCUGAGAUAUUAACGCGGGCACUGGCACGGAAUCUGGGCGAAAAAGACCCAAACGAUCCAGGAUCUGGAGCAUACGCGGACGCAUGUGCAGUGGUCAUCUCCUUCCGCGAUGUCUUCUCUCUGAACAAAGUCGCGCGACGAAUUGUGCACGAAGAUAUCAAUCGAUUGCUGGCUGAGGAAAAGAACGUGGUUGUCAUUGAUCCGACGGGCGUCCUGCAAUGGGAUGCAGAUGGCAAAGACAAGCAUCCCAAGGUGGUUGAUAAUCAGGGCCAGGCUAGAGACUACAUCGGAGGUGCAGGUUGCUCUGCCACUGUUGCGGAAGAUUGGUGAUCGAUGAAAUGAGCAUCGGCAUGCAGACCCUUCGCGGCGCUAAUGGUGUAUGGGAGCAGGCUCUUACAGGACUCCAGCCUUGAAAGUGUUCAACCGGGUUGUCAUACAGACCCUUCGAAAUGUCUCCUAUCGCUCGUGCUCUUCAUGCCUUCCUGUAGCAUGACUCUCUUUACUUUGAUUACUGCCUCCAACAGGACUGAUGCCGAC
Molecule: messenger RNA, 1628 nt
Organism: Cercospora beticola
Lineage: Eukaryota; Fungi; Ascomycota; Dothideomycetes; Mycosphaerellales; Mycosphaerellaceae
Product: glutaminase
Biological process (GO): L-glutamine catabolic process
Molecular function (GO): glutaminase activity
Source: RefSeq, a predicted model, not a curated record